Necator americanus (New World hookworm) is the source of this 303-nucleotide messenger RNA. RefSeq lists its product as uncharacterized. Lineage: Eukaryota; Metazoa; Nematoda; Chromadorea; Rhabditida; Ancylostomatidae. The transcript is spliced from 2 exons. Bases 1 to 303 code for a protein of 100 amino acids. The record is from RefSeq and is a predicted model, not a curated record.
AUGCUGAUUCUGCUGAUCCUAACACUUUUCACUUACACUCUAACUCAAUACACUGGUACUUUCACUACUCCUUAUGGUUACGCUUCUGUAGUAUCGUUAAGACCGCCACCACCACCGGGAAUGUUAGGACCAGGGGUCCCAUACGGCGCUGUUGGACCUAUGGGUGGCCCCUACGGGCCGUACGGUCCGUACGGUCCAAUGGGACCAAGACCGUUUGGGCCGAUGAGUCCAUAUGGAUAUCCACGAAGAGAUCCGGUUAGAGGAGCGGUGGUUGGCGGUUUAAUCGGUGCGCUAGCAGGUUGA